AUGAAGGUGAAGCUGAAGAAUGUGUUUGUCAUUUACUUCCUAGUGUCGGUGAUUGGGCUCAUGUACGCGUUGCUGCAGCUGGGUGAGUGCUGGGCUGAGUGCAGCAGCUGCGGUGCUGGGGCUGAACUCAGAGCAGGGCAGCCCUGCGACUGCUCCCAGCACCUGAGAUCAGCCAGUGACCUCAUGCAUGGCAAGGACAAGAAGAUCUCCCAGCUGCUGAGUGAGGUGAAACGGCUGCAGGCACGAGGAAAGGGCCCAGAGCUGGAGGGACAGGCACUGCCCAUCAUCUACGCCAUCACACCCACCUAUGCCAGGCUGGUGCAGAAGGCUGAGCUGGUGCGCAUCUCACAGACCUUCCUGCAUGUGAAGAACUUCCACUGGAUUGUGGUAGAGGACUCCCCAGUGAAGACCCAGCUGGUGUCGGAGCUGCUGGCCCAGAGCGGCCUGCGCUUCACCCAUCUGCACACGGAGACACCCAAGGAGCACAAGCGCAAGGAGAGCGACCCCAACUGGCUGAAGCCCCGUGGCGUGGAGCAGCGUAACCUGGCCCUGCAGUGGCUGCGGGAGAACCGGGAGCUCAGUGAGGAGGGUGUGGUCUACUUCGCCGACGACGACAACACCUACAGCCUGCGCCUCUUCGAUGAGAUCCGCUCCACCAAGCGUGUCUCAGUUUGGCCUGUGGGGCUCGUGGGUGGCCUGCGCUUCGAGCGCCCCCUGGUGGAGAAGGGCAGGGUGGUGGGCUUCUACACAGCCUGGAAGCCCAACCGGCCCUUCCCCAUGGACAUGGCCGGCUUCGCUAUUGCUCUGCAGCUGCUGCUGGCCAAUCGUGAGGCCCGGUUCGACUUGCUGGCUGAGCGUGGCUACCUGGAGAGCAGCCUGCUGCAGUCACUGGUCUCCAUCGAAGAGCUGGAGCCUCGAGCUGACAACUGCACCAAGGUUCUGGUCUGGCACACACGGUCGGAGAAGCCCAAAAUGAAGCAGGAGGAGCUGCUGCAGAAGCAGGGCCUGGGCUCUGACCCAAGCAUCGAGGUGUGAGUGGCACCUGGAGAACCAGUACAUGGAGGCCCGUGUGGGGAGCUGGCCCAGAGCCCAGGACAGGAUCAGGGCUGCUCCCAGAGCAAUGGACUUGGGGACUGAACGCCCCAGACUGCUUUAUUUAUUGUGACGUGCAGGGGCCCUGCCCCCAGCCCCCACCCCACUGGUGGAGCAGCCUCUAUCCCAGCAUCUCCAGUGCUGCUGCUCCCUGCUGAGGGAGUCCCCCCCAGCCCGACAUCCUCAGUUGCUACUGCCUGGAAGUCAGACCCUGCCCCCAGAGAGGCAGCUGCUCCAGGAUUUGUUCCCAGUGAGCCCCUCCAGGACCCGUUCCCCCUGCCCAGCAGCUCCUAGGGGGCCCUAGCCCCUCUGCAUGGCGCCUGAGGAUGGCGGCUCUGAUCCUGCCCUGCUGGGCAGGGCUCCUAAGGGCGGUGGAGCUGUGAGAGAGUGCGACACAAUGUUCCUCCCCCCACCCACCCCACUCACCAGUGGGCUGGGAUCCCCCUCCCCAGCUCCAGGGAGCCCUGUGUGUCCCUGUUGUGUGCGUGGCUGUUGCAUGAACAUGGUGGCUGUUACAGCAAUAAGCAUGUUAUAUCCUCAAUAAAGCGCCUA
Messenger RNA from Emys orbicularis (European pond turtle), 1644 nucleotides. RefSeq names its product beta-1,3-glucuronyltransferase 3 (gene B3GAT3). The record is from RefSeq and is a predicted model, not a curated record. The transcript has 5 exons. Gene Ontology annotation, cellular component: Golgi membrane. The coding region runs from base 1 to 1035 and encodes 344 amino acids. Lineage: Eukaryota; Metazoa; Chordata; Testudines; Emydidae. Gene Ontology annotation, molecular function: galactosylgalactosylxylosylprotein 3-beta-glucuronosyltransferase activity. Gene Ontology annotation, biological process: carbohydrate metabolic process; chondroitin sulfate proteoglycan biosynthetic process.